CCCUGUCCUUCGAAACGAGUAGGGUUUUGGAGAGCGGAGAGAAAGUUUGAUCGCUCCGCGACCCAAAGGUUGAACAAUGGCUUUUACCAAUAGAAUUGGUAAUUUGUUGAAGAAAUCAAUAACUUCCGGAUCAUCACUUUUUCAAGCAACAAGAUGCAUGUCUUCCUCAAAAGUUUUUGUUGGAGGACUUUCAUAUGGAACUGAUGAUCAAAGUCUGAGAGAAGCAUUUACUAGUUAUGGUGAAGUGGUAGAAGCUAGAGUUAUCAUGGAUAGGGAAACUGGGAGGUCCAGGGGGUUUGGAUUUGUUACAUUUACAUCUAAUGAAGAAGCCUCUGCUGCGAUUGGUGGCUUGGAUGGGAAGGAUCUUCAUGGACGGAUGGUAAGAGUUAACUAUGCUUCUGAUAGAACGGGUGGUGGUGGCUAUGGUGGCGGCGGCGGCAGCUAUGGUGGCGGCGGCGGCAGCUAUGGUGGAGGUGGCUAUGGUGGCGGCGGCGGCAGCUAUGGUGGAGGUGGCUAUGGUGGUGGUGGCGGCGGCUAUAGUGGCGGCGGCGGCGGCUUUGGUGGAGGUGGCUAUAGUGGCGGCGGCGGCGGCUUUGGUGGAGGUGGCUAUAGUGGCGGCGGCGGCUAUGGUGGAGGUGGCUACGGUGGUGGUGGUGGUGGUGGUGGUGGUGGUGGAUAUGGAGGUAAUAAUGCUGGAAAUAAUUUAGGUGCUGUUGCAGGUAGUGGUAAUGGCUACGGUAGCAGCAGCAGCAGAAAUUUUGACAGCAGUGUGAGUGGUGGCUUUGAAAGCAAUCAAUACAGCACCAACUUCAGCAACGAUCAAAAAGCGUCCUGGGAUAGUUCCCGUGAUUACGAUGAUGAGGAGCCUAAUGACUAUGCCAAUAAACAAGGCUGAUCAGGCAACAUCGAUUUAUAUUUUUCUAUACCGAACUUCAAUGUCUAAUAAAUAUCAACUUAUUGCCGAUGAUGGGACAUGUUUAUUUCACCUAUUUGUUUAAUAGUUGUCUGUUGGUUUCAAGGUUUAUCCAAAACCAGAUUCUUCCACUCUUUAAUCGUAAAAUACUGAUCGAUUUGUCUCUA
This is a messenger RNA of Zingiber officinale, 1080 nucleotides long. RefSeq names its product glycine-rich RNA-binding protein blt801-like. The transcript has 5 exons. NCBI's taxonomy places the organism in Eukaryota, Viridiplantae, Streptophyta, Magnoliopsida, Zingiberales, Zingiberaceae. The record is from RefSeq and is a predicted model, not a curated record. Gene Ontology annotation, molecular function: RNA binding. The coding region runs from base 77 to 895 and encodes 272 amino acids.